AUGUUGUGGUACAUAAUCGCGAGCUGUGCGCUGGCGGUGUCAGUGUCCGGGCACGGUCGAGUGCUAGACCCGCCGUCCCGCGCGUCCGCGUGGCGUUUCGGUUUCCCCACGACACCGGACUACGAUGAUGAUGGACGGAACUGCGGAGGAUUCUCUCACCAGCAUGAAGUUGUUGGUGGCAAAUGCGGUAUUUGUGGUGACCCGUACGACCAGCCCCAACCGAGAGACCACGAGCUAGGGGGUACAUGGGGGGAUGGCUUAAUCGUGGCAAAAUUCACCGCAGGCCAAGUCUUCUCAGCGACUGUCGACCUUACAGCAUACCACAAAGGCUAUUGGCAGUUCAAAAUCUGCACAGACCCGACUAGAAACGACCAAGCGUGCUUCGACGAGAACAUUCUAGAACUCGAAUCUGGUGGUAAUAAAUAUUACCCGAACAGAGACGCUAAAUAUACAAUGACGUAUCGACUUCCCUCGGAUUUAUAUUGCGAGCAUUGUGUCCUCCAAUGGCAGUAUAUUGCUGGGAAUAACUGGGGCAUUUGUAAGAAUGGGACAACUGGGUUAGGAUGUGGGAAUCAGGAACAAUUCGGUGCGUGUUCUGAUAUCAGUAUAUCCGUACCAUUAGCGAACGCUGAGAAAAAGCCUGCGUAUUACCAAAGAUUAGGUUACCUGGACGUACAAGGUGAGACUGGCAACAGAAAAUAA
This is a messenger RNA of Papilio polytes (common Mormon), 702 nucleotides long. RefSeq lists its product as uncharacterized. The transcript is spliced from 2 exons. The record is from RefSeq and is a predicted model, not a curated record. Lineage: Eukaryota; Metazoa; Arthropoda; Insecta; Lepidoptera; Papilionidae. The coding region runs from base 1 to 702 and encodes 233 amino acids.